Messenger RNA from Fusarium musae, 1119 nucleotides. RefSeq lists its product as uncharacterized. Gene Ontology annotation, cellular component: nucleus; cytoplasm. Gene Ontology annotation, molecular function: mRNA 3'-UTR AU-rich region binding. The transcript has 3 exons. The record is from RefSeq and is a predicted model, not a curated record. Gene Ontology annotation, biological process: 3'-UTR-mediated mRNA stabilization. Bases 1 to 1119 code for a protein of 372 amino acids. NCBI's taxonomy places the organism in Eukaryota, Fungi, Ascomycota, Sordariomycetes, Hypocreales, Nectriaceae.
AUGUCGGCACCUCAGGAUUCUAUUCCCGGCAACGGAAGCGACAUCCUCGAUCAGAUGGAUCAGCUUAGAAUGGAUGACCGCCUUGGCCCUGAUGGCGAACCCGCCCCUAAGACGGACGAGGAGUAUGCCCAGGCCCAGCUCACCCUUCGUGCGAUUGUCUCUUCCAAGGAAGCGGGUGUCAUUAUUGGCAAGGGCGGCAAGAACGUUGCCGACCUUAGAGACGAGACUGGCGUUAAGGCCGGCGUCAGCAAAGUUGUGCAGGGUGUUCAUGACCGUGUUUUGACCAUCACCGGCGGUUGCGACGCUAUUUCUCGAGCCUACGCGAUUGUAGCUCGCGCUCUGCUCGAAGGUGCCCCCGCUAUGGGUAUGGGAGGUGUAGUUCAAAGCAACGGUACCCAUCCGAUCAAGCUCCUCAUCUCACACAACCAGAUGGGAACCAUCAUUGGAAGACAAGGUCUUAAGAUCAAGCACAUUCAGGAUGCUUCUGGUGUACGUAUGGUUGCCCAGAAGGAGAUGCUCCCUCAAUCCACUGAGAGAAUAGUCGAAGUUCAGGGCACUCCCGAGGGUAUCCAGCGCGCUAUCUGGGAAAUUUGCAAGUGCUUGGUUGAUGAUUGGCAACGAGGCACUGGCACCGUCCUCUACAACCCUGUUGUCCGUACUCAGCCAUCUGGCAGCGGGAACGCCAGCGGCGGUGCAGGAUUCAGUCAAGGCUCCGGUAGAAGUGAUUAUGGUGGUAGCCCUCGUGUCAUGCGAACAGGCAACGGCGCCGAUUUCAGCAACGGUAGCUCAAGGCCGUACAACCGCCGUUCCGAUUCUGACGCAGCUCUUCGAGGCCCGCCAACACACGAUGAGAAUGGUGAGGAGAUCCAGACUCAGAACAUCAGCAUCCCCGCGGACAUGGUUGGCUGCAUCAUUGGUCGUGCCGGUAGCAAGAUUAGCGAGAUCCGAAAGACGUCUGGCGCCCGUAUCUCUAUUGCCAAGGCACCUCACGAUGAGACUGGCGAGCGCAUGUUUACCAUCAUGGGCACCGCCAAGGCCAACGAAUCGGCGCUAUUCCUUCUGUACGAGAAUUUGGAGGCGGAGAAGAUGCGCCGAAGUCAGCUCCAGGAGCCCGAGUAG